This is a messenger RNA of Lacerta agilis (Sand lizard), 758 nucleotides long. It is a transcript of the gene IFT22, whose product is annotated as intraflagellar transport 22. Bases 142 to 702 code for a protein of 186 amino acids. The record is from RefSeq and is a predicted model, not a curated record. Gene Ontology annotation, cellular component: endomembrane system. Lineage: Eukaryota; Metazoa; Chordata; Lepidosauria; Squamata; Lacertidae. The transcript has 5 exons. Gene Ontology annotation, biological process: intracellular protein transport. Gene Ontology annotation, molecular function: GTPase activity.
CCCUUAGCAACCGCGCCUGGCAACGUCGCGUCGCUGGGUUGGGCGGAGUCAGCUGGCAUCAUUCGACCCGCCCUUUCGGCCGUUUGCUCGGGUUGGUUUUCUACGCGAGGCCGAGGCUAUGCGGCCUAGUCCGACGAGGGAAUGCUGAAGGUGAAGAUACUCUUCGUUGGCCCCAGCGAGGCUGGAAAGUCUGUCUUGGCAAACUUCUUCUCAGAGAGCACCGAAGGCAUUGGUAGUUACCUCCCUACACAUGCAGUAAGGAUCCUAGAAUACGAGAUGCCAAAUUUCGGUGGAAACGGCAAAGGAGCAGGGUGUCGGUUUGAACUGUGGGAUUGUGGAGGAGAUCAAAAAUUCGAGACUUGCUGGCCAGCACUGAUGAAAGAUUCCCAUGGAGUCGUCAUUGUUUUCAACCAAGACUCGCCCACUCAUUUGAAGGAGAUUGAAAUGUGGCACUCCUGUUUUGUGCAACAACAGCAGCUGCUGGACAGCCAGUGCCUGCUCAUUUCGCAUCACAAGCCAGGCAGUGUAAUGGACCCGGAGAAUCUCACCUUGCCUCCACCGCUGAACAGGCUGCAGGUGGUCCACUCUAGCCUCGAAGAAGAUCCUGAAGAUGUCCGGAUGGAAUUUGUGAAGUACCUCAAGGGCAUCACCAAGUUGGUGAAUGAGAACCGAGACAGAGAGGAGAUGCUGCUGAUCACUUAAAAGCAGGAGGAACGCUGCUGCAAAUAAAAUAAAAGAAAUACCCAUUUAAACACACA